This is a messenger RNA of Nymphalis io (European peacock), 1381 nucleotides long. RefSeq names its product tRNA N6-adenosine threonylcarbamoyltransferase, mitochondrial-like. Gene Ontology annotation, cellular component: mitochondrion. NCBI's taxonomy places the organism in Eukaryota, Metazoa, Arthropoda, Insecta, Lepidoptera, Nymphalidae. Bases 125 to 1363 code for a protein of 412 amino acids. The record is from RefSeq and is a predicted model, not a curated record. Gene Ontology annotation, biological process: tRNA threonylcarbamoyladenosine modification. The transcript has a single exon.
UUUCGAUAUUGUUUUGUUUAACAUAAUUUUUGUUUUUAUAUAAUGAUAAUUAAAAUGUUAUAUAAAUAAAUAUAGAUUUAUAUGAAAUUGUAUUUUUUGCUAUUUUUAGCUGUAUUUGAUAAAAAUGAUUACUUUAAGAUUUAAAUGUUUUACUUCUGCAGUUCUUAGAAAAACGAAACUUAACAUCAACAAUAAUUUAAAAAGGACUCGACACUAUUCAUGUCUCCUUGGAAUAGAAACGUCCUGCGAUGAUACCGGUUGUGCUAUAAUCAAUGAUAGUGGCGAAGUAGUAGGGGAAACGCUUCAAUCUCAAAAUCUAAUGCAUCUUCGUAAUGGUGGAAUUAUUCCCGAUGUUGCCCAAGAUCUACACAGAAAACACAUAGAACCAACUGUGGAUAAAACUUUACAGGCAGCUAAUAUAAGUAUGUCAGAUAUUAGUGCUAUCGCUGUGACAUUACAACCUGGUCUGCCAUUAAGUCUUGCUAUAGGUAUGAAAUAUGCAAAGUAUUUGGCUAGAAAAUUUAAUAAGCCCAUCAUACCAAUUCACCACAUGGAGGCCCACGCAUUAGUUGUGCGAAUGGAGCAUGAAGUUUCAUUUCCAUUUUUAACAUUGCUCAUAUCAGGUGGGCAUUGUUUACUUGCAGUUGCACAAGAUGUGAACAAGUUCUUGUUACUAGGAGAGAGUAUGGAUUGUGCUCCUGGUGAGGUUUUUGAUAAAAUUGCAAGAAGAAUGAAAUUAAGAAAUGUACCUGAAUAUUCACAAAUGUGUGGUGGACAAGCAGUGGAAAUGGCUGCUUCAAAAGCAACAAAUCCAAACAUGUUUAAAUUACCACUUCCGUUAGCAGAAUAUAAAGAUUGUAAUUUUAGCUUUAAUGGACUAAAAACAUCCGUGAUGUAUCAACUUUUUAAAAAGGAAAAAGUUCACAAUAUCAAUGCUGACAAAUUGAUUCCAGAAGUAAAUGACUUAUGUGCGGCAACAUUAAUGGCUGUUUCUAGACAUUUAAUACAUAGGACUCAGAGGGCUAUAGAAUUUUGCAGUAAAAAUAAUUUAAUACCAAAUAAUAAGAAACAGCUUGUAGUAUCUGGAGGUGUAGCAUGCAAUAAAUAUAUCUUUAACUCUCUUACAAUAUUGUGUAAUGAAUUAGAUUAUGCCAUUUUUAGACCUGCACCAAAGUUAUGCACUGAUAAUGGAGUUAUGAUAGCAUGGAAUGGCUUGGAAAAGUGGCGGAGAAAUAUUGAUAUAGUCACUGAUCUUGAGACUUUAGAUAUAAAAGCCCAAAGUCCAUUGGGUGUAAGUCUCGUCAACAAAGUUAUUGAAGCAAGGAUACCAAUGAAAUUGUUAAAAAUUAAAGUUAAGUUAUAAUAUAUUGUUAAAUAAAUA